AUUGGCAGGUUUUCAAGCAGCAGAUUACACAAGAUAAUGCCUUGAGGUCACAAAAAAAGUACAUUUCUAUUUCUCGCUUGGAUGUAAACACAGGGCUUUGGUAGAGUAGGCUAAUAUUGAGCCAAAAUGACAGACACUCUCAGACAGACACAACUUUAUACACAUCACACACACACAUGACUUGUCUGCCAAAGAACCUCUUCAGCUUGAACAUUUCAUCUAUGAGAUAAAACAGAGCUGAAUAAGCUAGUAAGGUUGCCAAUAGUGGAGAGGGAGAGAAACAGAGAGAAACAGUGUGAGAGAGAGACAGGGAGAGAGAGAGGGGGGAGAAAGAGAAGCGGGAGGGAGAAAGGGUGAUGAUAAAACUUCACUGUGAGCCCUCCUGUGAGCUCAGUCAGAGCAAAGGAGCAACUGAGACCAGAGGGACAGGGAGUGCGACAGCAAAAGGGGGACCUACCGCACAACAACAAAUCACUGCUCUCUGACGUGACACUUGCACGUGGUCUUGGACUUGUUGGGAGAGUUAGCAGGGAAGCACCUGUGUUGUGUCAGACAGAAGCAGAAGAGCUACCUGUAAAGUUUUUGUGAUAGCGGAGAGGAGAAAAGAAGAAGGCUGAGCAAAAGAUCAAAACUGGACCUCAUCCAUCUCCUCUUGGGCUUUGUUCUCUCUUCAUCCCCCACGGGGUGCACAGACAGAUUGAUCUGAACACUGAACUGCAUCUUCUGAUGAAAGCCCAACUUUUGUGGAUCUUGCAGCUUUUCCAGCAACCACACAACUUUGCUGGAGACUGGAUCCACGGCUCAGUGUGAGAAACAGCAGGAGAGAGUUGUGGGGGGGGAAAAGAGAAUAUUGCUAUCCAUCUCUAGCCCCCACAGCCCACCCUCAGCUUUGGACGCCCCUCCUCUCUGCCUCUUCUUUUGCCCCCCUGUAUUCCCCCCCCCCCCCCCCCCCCCUCACCCACCCCCUCUACACCUCACCCACCAACAGAGCAGAAAGCGUGAAAAAUCUCACUAAUGGGUUUAUUUGCUGUCAGAUCUGCGCCGAUCUGUCAUUCCCGUGGACCAUUCUGCUUGACACAUUUCAUAGUUGAGUAAGCCUCCCUAGCUUUCUGGCUAGAGUUAACAGUGCCCCUGCGACGUUGCUCUGGCUGAGAGCUCAUCAAGAGGGGAGCAACGGCGGCAGCAGUCAGUCUGACAGUGUCUUGGACAGGGAGUCCCUGAAGCUGCAUUCCUCCGGUCUCCUUCCCCCCCACCCCCCCGUUGGGACUUUGUGUUUGUGAGCCUUGUGGGCAUCCUCAAGUUUUUCUGUCUAAUCACACAGUCCUCCACAGAAGAUCCAGGCUGUUUCUGCAGGGAUUCUGGUGCUGAUUGAGAAAUUGUGUGAAGAUGCGGUGUGGGGCUGGGCCUCUGGUCGUGGUGGCUGCAGUGUUUUGGACUCAGUGUGUCCUUCUGGAUGGGGUGGAUGCCAAGAAGGAGAGGAAGAGGCCGAAGGAGGCCACCCCACAACACACAGAGACCUUCAAUGCUACUAUUUCCAACAGCGAAGAGGUCGGUGGAAGCAUCAAGAUUACGGACAACCAGAGAGUGGAUCCGCUGGGAUCAUGGAUGGACUUUGUCAAAAGACCAGUUGGCAACUUUCCUGGAAAGUGUCGCAAACGCAAACGACCUCUGCCGGGCCCACCUGGUCCCCCAGGUCCUCCUGGCCCACAGGGACCUCCUGGCUCUCCUGGAGCUGAAGUGACCCAGGACGUUCUUCUCCAGGAGUUCAAAGACAUGAUUAAAGAGGCUACGGAGAGGAGAGCAGCAGCACUGGACAGACAGACCAGCCCCAGCCAGUUACCUACAGCUCUCCUCACCCUGGAGGGGAUGACCUCCUACCGGCGAAUAGAGGAGGCUUUCCACUGCAAGCUCAAAGGACCUGUGGUGGUCGACAAGAAGACUCUGGUGGAGCUCCAGAACUUUCAGACACCACCGGCUAAAGGGGCCUUCCUCAGAGGGUCAGGAAUGGACCAGUCAACCGGGAGAUUCACAGCUCCCAUCACUGGGAUCUACCAGUUCUCUGCUAAUGUCCACAUUGACCACAAUGAGGUGAAGAGGAGUAAGAGUCAACUCAAGGCCAGGGAUAAUGUUCGGGUGCUGAUCUGCAUUGAAUCGCUCUGCCACCGAUACACCUCCCUGGAGAUGAUUGUUGGAUUAGAAAGUAACAGCAAGAUAUUCACUGUCAGCGUGCAGGGGCUGCUGGAGCUACAGGUUGGGCAGUACACCUCCAUAUUUGUGGAUAACGCAGCAGGCGCUUCCAUCACAAUACAGAACGGUUCCGAUUUUAUGGGCAUGCUGCUUGGCGUAUAGCCUCACAACAUGAACAGGGCUUCAUCGAAGCUAUCCACUGCUGCCGAUUUCUUUCUGAGUUUUCUUUUUUAACGGACUGCUUAUGAGCACCAUCACACAGUACCAAACCACAGGGGAGGUUUGAAGGAAGGAAGUGAAGCUGACAUGGACUUGACUGCUUGUCAGAUGGUGAAAGGACAGUGUGAGGAACUCAAGGACUGAGUUUGUUUUUCACAGUGCAUCACUGCCACUUCCCUGAGGAACUUGGAUGCCUGUUGCUUCACCAAUAAAAUAAAGCAGUGAAUACGUCUGUUACAGUAUAUUUUUCGUGGAUGUUGAAGACCUUUGCGGUAAACCAAAAAUAUCAGUUUUUUAAUGUUCUCUGGAUAGAUGUUGGAAGCGCUAGGGAACACGAGAAAGUACAUUUGUGCAUUUAAUGUAUAUUGACAUGUUAAUGUUUUUUUGUCUACAUGAUCUGUUAUGUACACACUCAUGAACUAUAGCUAUAUUUUAUCAUGGAUUAAAUCUCACAUUUAUAUAUGUUAUAUGGUACAUAGACUGUGAGUACACUGGACAAUGGAAACAUGCUCAAUAGACAGAAUAAGGCCUCACAUGAUCUUAUCUUUUAUAUGUAAUUGCAUGUUUUGUAACAUAACUAUGGAGUGCUUCAGGAAUUAGUCCCAAAACCUGGAAAAGAGUUAGAAUUUUUGCAUUUCCGGUUCCCUUGUCUGGACGUCAAUGGGUUUUUAGCUGGAUGCCUGAAAUAAGGUCUGUGGUUAACACAAGAUUUUGACGUUUUGUUCAAUAUAAAAUCAGUAAAUAU
This is a messenger RNA of Sebastes umbrosus (honeycomb rockfish), 3151 nucleotides long. It is a transcript of the gene c1qtnf12, whose product is annotated as C1q and TNF related 12. NCBI's taxonomy places the organism in Eukaryota, Metazoa, Chordata, Actinopteri, Perciformes, Sebastidae. The record is from RefSeq and is a predicted model, not a curated record. The coding region runs from base 1387 to 2349 and encodes 320 amino acids. The transcript has 8 exons. Gene Ontology annotation, molecular function: hormone activity.